AUGCUUGGCCAAGUUAUCUUCGGAGCUGAUGACGAUUUGCGGAAACAUGAAUCACAAGGUGCAUUCCCUCAUAUCAUUCGCCUGCAACGUCAAGUCUCCUUUCUUGGAGACCGAGAAGGAUUGAACGGGCUCAUGAAGCACGUUGGAGAUGAGGAAGUCAACUGCCAAUUCCUAGGAUGUCUUUGGGAUGAUCGAGUGGCAGAGUACCAUCCCUACAAACCUUUUUCAGACUGGCCGAACGUCGAUGAUGACAACUUCAAGGACCUUAUCCGGAGAAUGACGAACUUGGAUCCUCGGAAGCGUGCAACAGCGCGUGAAGUGUUGGCGCAUUCCUGGUUUGCUGAUUGCGACAUUGAUUAA
This is a messenger RNA of Coccidioides posadasii C735 delta SOWgp, 360 nucleotides long. RefSeq lists its product as uncharacterized. Lineage: Eukaryota; Fungi; Ascomycota; Eurotiomycetes; Onygenales; Onygenaceae. The record is from RefSeq and is a predicted model, not a curated record.